AUUUUAAUAAAAUAUAAUCAUCAUGCUAGUGACCAGUUGUGAAAAGUUAUGCAGAACAAAAGACAAUGAAACACAGAGGCUUUCACUACAAACUCUAGAACUCCUUGCAAUAGAAAACUCAGAGGCUAUUGUUAAACAUGAUGGUUUGCUGGACUACUUGCUCUGUCUACCAGGCCAUAAUGAAGAUGAACAGCUUCAUCUCCUGGCCAGCAAGAUACUGCUCUACUAUGCUGAAUGUGAAGCAGCUUGCCAGAAGCUUGUUGAAUUUGAUGAGCUCAGGAGCUGUCUAAUGGACUUUGCUUUUGGUCAAGAUCCACUGCUGCAGAAUAUUAUAGCAAAAAUUAUCCUGGCCAUGAUUGAAUCAUAUGAAAACAAGGAUGCCAUUGCCUCUCUUGGGCUUGAGGAGGUGCUGAUUUACAUCAAGAAUGAAGCAAUAGAUAGAGAUGCAUGGGAAAUGGCUGAUCAGGGUCUGAUGAUAUUGCACAAUAUCAGGCCUUCUCUUGUAAAAUCUGACUCAAGCUCAUCUCUUGGCUCUAUUAAUAGCAAAAAGAACCUGUGAUUGUAUUUAUUAGCCUUGCUAAGUAAGUAAUGAAAUAGUGUAGACAUAUAUUCUUGCUGCAGAUAUUUAACCCACUCCAUUAAAUAUUUAAAAAAUCGCAGCAAUCAGAACAAAAAUUAGACCUACAUAAACAUGCAAAUUUCCAACUUGUAUUUUCCUACAAGACUUAUAGAGUGCAAAUAAUAUACCCGUGAAAUAGCUAGCUAGCUAACUAAUUACUAACUUUGUUCUAUUGGUUGCCUAAGUCUAAUUAGGUAAAGAAAUAGGCGAGCUGUGACGGGUAAACUAGUGCACGUAUGCUACUCAAGGGUGCGCAUUAUUUUUAAGUACUGUUUAAUAAACGAGCAGGAGUGUUUUAUCGGGUAUAAAACAUGAGGCGCAGUUGAGUGGUUUUAGACCCAAUAAAACACAAUCUGCGAGAUCAUUGAAGGGCUUAGAAAACUCAUGAUGUAUGUUCUCAUAGUGUACCGAUUUCUUUACGAAAUGAACCAAGUUUGAUAGAGAAAAUCCAAGUUAAAGUUUUUGCAAAUGAAGACGAAUCUACAUCAGAUAUAAGACCUCCUUCAUGGUCAUGAUUUCUAUUGUGUUUUCUUCAUGAAUUAUUAAUGAGUUUUCUAAAAUAUUUUUAAACACACUUACAAAAACUGGGAUUCUGGAAGUUGUAGUAGUAACUUGACACUAAUGCAAUAGUCCCUUUCACAGUUUCCUGCGCCAUCUUGAUUGGUAGCUGUGCCUUUGCAUCAAAGCGAGAAGGACAGUUGGUGAGCUUGGAUUGAUAGUUACUGGACCUUUUUUUAGCACCUCGGACAAUUAUUCACGUCUUUAUCAUUGCAAGCUCACCAUUCGUCUCGCUUCUUAAGGCACAGCAACCUUUCAAUAUGGCACAGGCAACAGUGAAGGGGACAAACGAAUAGUCAUUCAGCAACAUCUUAUGGGUUAUUAACUUGUAUGGACUGCAAGCUUAAGGUUGAAAUACUUUGUAUACUGGUUUGAUAACUGUACAUAUUUGCAUCAUAAUAGCAUUAAAGACACAUAUUUAUAA
This is a messenger RNA of Actinia tenebrosa (Australian red waratah sea anemone), 1601 nucleotides long. RefSeq lists its product as uncharacterized. Gene Ontology annotation, molecular function: protein binding. Lineage: Eukaryota; Metazoa; Cnidaria; Anthozoa; Actiniaria; Actiniidae. The record is from RefSeq and is a predicted model, not a curated record.